AUGGUUGACAGAAUGACAGAUCGCAGAAUAGAGUAGAACAAACUGGUGGGGUUUUUUGUGUGGUUAUUGUUUUGUACAACAAUAUAAACGCAAUAAUUGUCGAAUGUACAAGUCCAUUUUAUUGCAUUUAUGUGUGCUCAGUGAAAUAUACUUAUCAACUGAAAGAAUUAACUUCUAUGAACUCAAAAAGCGAAACUGACGAAGCUUCAAGGGGGAACGAAGCGUCAUCGUCAAAUAGUAACACAGCCCCAACCGAAAGUCAGUCUACUUCAGGUAUAUGUGCGGACAAAAACUCAAACUCUGGUGAGGACAUUAUGAAGCGAGCUGCUGCAAAACAGUUGAUCGAGAGAUACUUCUACCAGCUGUUGGACGGCUGCGGAAACCCAAACUGUGACAAUCAGUACUGUGCAUCUAGCGGAGAGGCCCGAAAUCUGACACCAAAUGAAGCCGCAGCGGAGGCAAUAAAGCUGUUCUAUAAGGAGGCGCGGCUCUGUGACAGCCUGCCCAACAAGGUGCCUCGCACUGAGACAAGCCCUUGCGACUCCACCAGGUGCCUCGCACUGAGACAAGCCCUUGCGACUCCACCAGGUAAUACUAAUAUUAAAUCUGACACCAAAUUAGCCGCAGCGGAGGCAAUAAAGCUGUUCUAUAAGGAGGCGCGGCUCUGUGACAGCCUGCCCAACAAGGUGCCUCGCACUGAGACAAGCCCUUGCGACUCCACCAGGAGGCGCGGCUCUGUGACAGCCUGCCCAACAAGGUGCCUCGCACUGAGACAAGCCCUUGCGACUCCACCAGGUAAUACUAAUAUUAAAUCUGACACCAAAUUAGCCGCAGCGGAGGCAAUAAAGCUGUUCUAUAAGGAGGCGCGGCUCUGUGACAGCCUGCCCAACAAGGUGCCUCGCACUGAGACAAGCCCUUGCGACUCCACCAGCCCAUCAUCAGCAUGCACAGAGAAAGAGAGGCGGAGCCAUGAUGAGAAGGCUGAGCUAGCCAGCUCGAGCGCCACAAGCUCCCGACAGGCAACUAGUCACAAACAGGACGAGUUCAAAACUAGUCACAGCAAUGGCGCACCAUUGACAGAGGAGCAUAUAUACAAGUUGUGUGAUGAGUGUCUGGAGACCAAAGCGCCUGAGCCUCUCAUAAGAGCACUAGGCGAAGCGUUCACACAGCCAGCCAUUCUAGCCCGGUGUUUCCAGGGCAAGCCUCACGCAGACAGUAGUAAUGGGGAAGGAAAUACUAAAGGAAACAAAGAAACGAAAGCCAUGUGCUCGUCGGGGGACCCGGACAAGGACGUGGACAGCCUGCGCCCCGCGCUCGACGUGGCGGCCUGCCGCCGCGCCUUCCACUACCUCGCUAAAGUGCCAUCAGAAUACUACAGCUCAGCUUUAGUGACCGCCCUGACGACCCUCGCCGAGAACAUGGAGAUAGACCUGCGGAUAACGAAGAAGAUGAGCGACGAGGACAUCGUCAACUGCUUCGUGAUCGCCUUCGAAGUACCGGACCUCGGCUGCAGUGACUACCUGGAAAUAGCGCUGCCUGCGUUAUGCCAUGCGGCCAAACAUCUGCCUGUCAAAACACAAGCAAAACUGGCACGUAUGUGGGCGCAGCACUGCAAAGAAAGUCUCCGCCACAUACUGGAAACUUUACAGCAACUCAUCACGCUACGCAUAAUAUCCACCAACUACACGAGAAACUUCCAAGUGCAAGACGAUGAAAGCGUCACCAUGGCGACCAAACUCAUGAAGAUAGUCUAUUACGCAAAUAUGAUCGGCGGUGUAAUGGAGUCCAGCUCACUUCGCGAAGAACCUGUCUCUGUUCCUCAACAACUAGAUCCACUAGGGGAUGCUUUAGACCACCUUUACCCCCUAACGUCCAUCAAGAGCAAAACCCACCAGCACACAGACCCACUAGGAAUUGAAUUAGGUGUAAAUGUAUUAGACGCUAGGAAGCCCUACCUGCCAUUCGAGGAGUUCUACAAUGAGCCCCUCAGUGAUACUAUAGAAAUGGAUAAGGACUAUGCUAAUUAUAGGACAGAAAUUAGUAAUGGUAAAAAAUUCGCCUUUCUAAAAUACCCGUUCAUCCUGACGGCGGCGACCAAGUCCCUCGGGCUGUACUACGAGAACCGCAUCCGGAUGUACUCGGAGCGGCGCGUGUCGCUGCUGCACGCGGUCGUGGGCGCCGCGCCGCCCAUGCCGUAUCUCAGGCUUAAAGUGCGCAGGACGCAUAUCAUCGACGAUGCCUUGGUGGAGUUGGAGAUGGUGGCAAUGGAGCGAGUCCUGGACUUCAAGAAGCAGCUCGUGGUGGAGUUCGAGGGCGAGCAGGGCUUGGAUGAGGGCGGCGUCAGCAAAGAAUUCUUCCAGCUCAUCGUAGAAGAGAUCUUCAACCCCGACUACGGCAUGUUCACGCAGCAGUGUGACAAUGGAACAGUGUGGUUCAACCCAUUAUCCUUCGAGACGGAAGCCCAGUUCACCCUAAUUGGUAUAGUACUGGGCCUGGCCAUAUACAAUAAUGUGAUACUACCCGUCAACUUCCCCAUGGUCGUGUACCGGAAACUGAUGGGAAAGAAAGGCUCAUUCGAGGAUCUGUCUGACUGGAACCCUAUUUUAUACUCCGGUCUAAAAGACAUGCUGGAAUACCACGAUGACGACUUAGAAGAAGUAUACUACCAGACCUUCAGGAUAUGCCAUCGGGAUGUGUUCGGCAACGUCAUCUUCCAUGAUCUUAAAGAGGACGCUGAUAAUAUCUUCGUCACGCAGGGAAACAAAAAGGAAUUCGUAGAUCUGUACGCGGACUAUUUGCUCAACAAGUCGGUGGAGAGCCAGUUCAAAGCUUUCCGGCGCGGGUUCGUCAUGGUGACGGACGAGAGCCCGCUGGCGGCGCUGUUCCGGCCCGAGGAGGUGGAGACGCUGGUCUGCGGGAGCAAGAACUUCGACUUCAACGAGCUAGAAAAAUCAACAGAAUACGACGCCGGCUACACGUCCGAGUCGCAGACCAUCAAGGACUUCUGGAGCAUCGUGCACGCGCUGCCGCCGGCCGACCAGCGGCGCCUGCUGCAGUUCGCGACGGGCUCGGACCGCGUGCCGGUGGGCGGCCUCAGCCACCUGCGCCUCGUCAUCGCGCGCAACGGGCCCGACUGCGAGCGCCUGCCCACCGCGCACACCUGCUUCAACGUGCUGCUGCUGCCCGAGUACAGCUCCCGCGACAAGCUGCAAGACCGGCUCCUGAAGGCCAUCAGCUACUCGAAGGGCUUCGGGAUGCUCUAGCUUGUACAUGAUACGACUUUAUAUUGAUUACAAUUUGUUUUAUUUAUA
This is a messenger RNA of Cydia pomonella (codling moth), 3311 nucleotides long. It is a transcript of the gene Ube3a, whose product is annotated as ubiquitin-protein ligase E3A. The record is from RefSeq and is a predicted model, not a curated record. Gene Ontology annotation, molecular function: ubiquitin protein ligase activity. The transcript is spliced from 19 exons. Gene Ontology annotation, biological process: protein polyubiquitination. The coding region runs from base 177 to 3263 and encodes 1028 amino acids. Lineage: Eukaryota; Metazoa; Arthropoda; Insecta; Lepidoptera; Tortricidae.